AAGUGCCAAAGAUUUUAAAACAAGACUGAAAAAUGGUAAGCAAAUUACCACAAGAGUUUAGAAGAUAUCUACGUAAUAGAAAUCACCUACAACAUGUUCUUGAAGAAACUCAACGUACUUUAGAAGUUAUUAAUCUAGAAAAUUUCUUUCCUGGAGAAAAUAUUGUGGAGGAAUUACUACCCCCCUUAACAUUGGACAGAAUCACACAUAUUUUAGCGAAUUCUCCAGCUAUUGUAGUUCUUGGACAAGAUAACAAGGCAAAAGCAACAAUAGUUAAUACUUUAAUAUCUACCAAUAUCUUACCAGUAUGUAAUGGAUUAUGGCGGUGGAUUAAGCUUACUUAUGGUCAAACAAACCACAUUAGUCUCACAUUAGGUCUAGAAUAUGAAAUACUUGAAAAUUUGCAAGCAAAUGAAAAACCUUGGACUACACUUCCAAUCGAAGAUCUAACAAAAUCUGGAAGUGAAGAUACAACUUAUCCAACAGUACUUGAAGUCCAACUAAACCAACCUAUAUUAAAAGAUGGUGUUCAAAUAUUUAUUGCUCCAAACACUGGAGCGGUAAAAGUUCUUGAAAAAGAGUUGUUAUCUAUUUUACCAAUAUUUUUAUAUGCGCUUGGUGAUCAACCUUUAACAGAACAAAAUUUGAAAGAGCUAAGAGACCUAAGGGAGUCUUACCCCUUUAAUCCAGUACUUUUUAUAUCAUCUUUGGGAGAUAUCUUAAUGACUGGCAUUGAUGCUGAAUUGACUGAAUCUGAGCAACAUAGACUUCAAAAUCAACUAAGUUCUAAUGAUUCUACAGCAAGUAAUACUGAUGGUGAUAUUGAUUUUGAUAGAAUGAAUUCGCUUGGUUUAACAUGGUUGGAUCAGCUCGCAAAUUUAGGUUUCCUUGGAAUGAAAGAGUCUGUUGAAGUUGAUCAAUUAUCUUGGCUCGGUAGUGGGCAAUGUAUUAGCUCUAGUGACUUUCUUGACUCAUACAAAAAAACAGACCGAAUUUUAUAUUUCAUUCGUGGAUGUUUGCAAACAUACCUUAUUAAUGCUAGCACUUAUUUAAAUGAAGUACAUACAACGAGCCUAAGAAAGUUUAUUUUAAGUGCCUUUGAUAUGGCACGUAUAAUUCAAAUAACUCCUAAGAGAAUACAGUAUGCUCAACAGAAAGAAAAUGAAUUAUAUGACAAUUUAAUGAAAAUUGUUCAUGAAAAACAACAAGAACUAACUGGAUUAAUACAAAAUAUUAUUCAAGAGAUGAAAAAUGAUGUAUUAUCAUCUAGUAAUGAUGUAUGUUUAUAUCAAAACCACUUCAAUAAUAAAGAGAGGACGGAAUGGUCUGUAACCGUCAAAGCUGCAAUUUCUGAAGUUCAGAGAAUAAUGCUUUACUGUUUAGGUGAAAAAGUUGCAAAGCAACUUGUAAAUUCCGUUAACUGUUUACGUGAAAGCUUUUUUGGUACCUUACAGCGUUGUUUAUUGAGUCUCGAAAGAACAUACGAAUGCGAUACUUGUUUAUUAGCUAGUGAUGCUUUGAAACAAAUACUUUCAGCUGCAUAUAAUAUUGAAUUACAUAACUCUUCACCAUUUUCAAUAUAUUCAUUUUUAGAAAGAUUCAAUCUGAUUUUUAUGUCUUCAUCUUUGCAAUGGUCAUCAACUCACACUCUAGAUGUAGCUUGGUGGAAAAAAGUGGAAAUUGAGAUAUUGAAUUCUUUAUCAGCAUCAAAGUUGGCUAAAAUGAUAUUGAUGCAAUUUGGAGAUAAACUUGAGUCCUCACAUGAUGCAUUUCAGGCUGCUCUCAGAUCAAUAGAAAAUUAUUAUUCUGGGGAGUUAGAAAGAACUGAAGAACAAAGAAUAGCUAUUAGAAAAUAUCAUGCUCCUAGAUUAGCUAAAUUAGCAUUAGAAUCCACAUCAAUGAUAGAUCUUGUUCGCUAUGGAAUGCCCCAUUGUAAAGAAGAAAUUGGUCGUGGUCAAUAUGGCAUUGUAUUUGCUUCUGAUGGCUGGGGAGGCACAUCUGGUCCUUGUGCAGUUAAGUCAGUUGUUCCUUCAGACGAAAGCCAUUGGAAUGAUCUGGCUAUGGAAUUUUACUAUAGUAGGUCCAUUCCUGAACAUAAAAGAAUAGUGAAGCUUCGUGGAUCAAUUAUUGAUCAAUCUUAUGGUGGAGGAUUUGGUCUUGGAUCUGCAGUUCUUUUAAUAUCGGAUCGUUUAAGUCGUGAUUUAUAUUGUGGAAUACGCGCUGGUUUAUCUUGGUUAGAACGCAUACAAAUAGCUCUAGAUGUGUUGGAAGGAAUACGCUAUCUUCAUUCUCAAGGACUUGUACAUCGGGAUAUUAAAUUAAAAAAUGUUCUUCUCGAUACCGAAAAUAGAGCAAAAUUAACUGACUUUGGAUUUUGCAUCACUGAAGUUAUGAUGUUAGGGAGUAUUGUUGGAACACCUGUUCAUAUGGCACCAGAGCUCCUCUCUGGUCAUUAUGAUAGUAGCGUCGAUGUAUAUGCAUUUGGAAUUUUAUUUUGGUACAUAUGCGCGGGACAUGUAAGAUUACCAUAUGCUUUUGAACAAUUCCAUAAUAAAGAACUAUUAUGGACUAGUGUGAGAAAAGGUAUACGUCCAGAAAGAUUACCUUCUUUUGACAAUGAAUGUUGGAAGUUAAUGGAACAAUGUUGGUCUGGAGAACCAUCUAAACGUCCUUUACUUGGUGCUAUUGUACCAGUGUUAGAAUCUAUUCAACAAAAAGCAAAAGCGAAAGAAGCCUUACAAGAACUUUCAACAGAGAAGUUACAAGCAAGUUCGUCAACAGAUUUAAAAAAUCCUGCAUUAGCAUUAGCAGAACCUUAUAAUCAAAGAGGUACUGUAGCUAGCCCUCCUCCUGCAAAACGUAGGGCAAUGAGCAUUAUAAAAUAUCAUCUUUUUCUGACCAACUUAUACAUUCAAAUGCGGGAACUAUAAAGUGCGUAUUAUUUUCUCUGCUUGUGUAUUUAAAAUUUUUAGGUGAUCUGACUAUAUUCAAUCUCAGUUCUAAAUAUUUUUUAAAACAAUUUAUUAGUUUCUAUUGCAUAUAUUUGGCGCCUUUCAAUAGUAUUUUAAGUGCCACAGUAUUAAUUGACAACCUAAUUAUUGUUACUCUCUUAGAAAUUUUUUUAAUUUUAUAUCUGCCUACAAAUAAUUUAAUUUAAUUUAAUAUAAACAAAAAAGAACAAAAUAAUUGAACUGUGUAAAUAUAAUUUAUGAUUAAAUAUGCAAUUAUGAACAGAUUGUAUAAAUUUAUUUUUAUAUUAGAAACAUAAGUACAUAAUUAUGAUAUUUGAUGAAUUACGUAUGUAAUUAGUGAGGUAUCCACUUCAUUGUGAUAUGAAAAGGUAUGAUAGAGAGUAAGGAAAUCCAAGAUUGUAAAGAUUGAAAAAUAAAUAAAGAUUCCCAGUUUU
This is a messenger RNA of Bombus impatiens (common eastern bumble bee), 3406 nucleotides long. It is a transcript of the gene Ripk5, whose product is annotated as dual serine/threonine and tyrosine protein kinase. Gene Ontology annotation, biological process: protein phosphorylation. The transcript has 3 exons. Lineage: Eukaryota; Metazoa; Arthropoda; Insecta; Hymenoptera; Apidae. The record is from RefSeq and is a predicted model, not a curated record. Gene Ontology annotation, molecular function: ATP binding; protein kinase activity. Bases 33 to 2930 code for a protein of 965 amino acids.